UACUUCUCUAUAUGUACCUUGGUACCGGAUGAUCUCAACCUCAGAUCCGGAGAGGUUUUGCAAUUUCCCCAACUUCUUGAGCAUUGUCUGAACAAUGGCGAUAUCGAUCUUUGCGUUCGGUGGGAUCACUACCCUCGGCCUGGCGUUGCUCGUGAUUGCAUUCACAGGAUAUGCUAUCCGACAGGUGUUUUUCCACCCACUCAGCGACAUUCCGGGACCGUUCCUAGCCAAAUUGACUCGCUGGUGGCAAGCUUACGAGGUAUUCUCAGGAGCAGCCGAGGUAACUGAGAGAGCCCUCCACGAGAAAUACGGGUAUCUCGUGCGCGUGGCACCGAACCAAGUCAGCAUCUCGGAUCCCGAAGCAAUCAAACUGAUCUAUGGGCCUAACUCACGCUUCGCAAAGACUGACAUGUACGCCGCCUGGAAGCAUGGCUACGACAACAUGUUCACGUACCGUGACGAGAAAGAACACGCCAAGCACCGUCGUGCCGUGGGCAACGCAUAUGCCAUGAGCAAUGUUCUUGACUCGGAACAGUACAUCGAUCAAUGUUCCAACCUGUUCUUACAAAGACUAGGCGAGAUGGCUCAAGCUGGUCAAACGGUCGAUCUUGGUCACUGGUUGCAGAUGUAUGCCUUUGACGUGGUAACUGAGCUUUUCUACGGCAAAGCGUUCGGUCUUAUGGACGCCCGCCAGGAUUUCGGAUGGUUCGACCUUCUCGAGGGAGUCGUCCAAGCUGUUGCUAUUAUGGGAAUGAUUCCAUACGUUGUGUCAUUCUACCACAUGCCACUCUGGCAAAAGAUAUUCCCCAAGGUCAAAGAGGCCAACGACAAGCAGAUGAAGAUGAUCACGGUCGCUCAGGAACGUGUGGCAGAGCGGUUGAACAGUAAAGCCAACAGGAGAGACAUGAUGGAGAAGUUCAUUGAACGACACCGCGAAAGCCCACAGGAUAUGACCGUGCAGUGGAUCGAGAUGGAGGCCGUCGUCGCCUUGUUUGCAGGAUCCGACACAACAGCCGCCGCACUGCGAAGCAUGUUCUACUACCUUCUCAAGAACCCGUCCACUUAUGAGACCCUGCAGAAGGAAAUCGACAACAUGGACGCCCAGCGCGAACUAUCACCCAGAAUCUCCUUUGCUGAGAGCAACAAAAUGCCAUAUCUCCUCGCAGUCUGCAAAGAAGCCAUGCGUCUCCAUCCAUCAGUCGGUCUUGGCCUACCGCGAUAUGUACCUGAAGGUGGCCGCGAGAUUUGCGGACGUUUCUUCCCGGAAGGUACCCGCGUCGCAAUCAAUGCAUGGGUAGUCCAUCUUGACGAAGGUAUCUUCGGUCGCGACCCUAAAGCUUUCCGUCCGGAACGCUGGUUUGAAGGUGACCCGAAGAUCAUGGAUCGGUAUAUGUUCCAGUUCGGAUCCGGCAGUCGUACCUGUACUGGCAAGAACAUCGCCAUUCUGCAAUUACAAAAGGUCGUUCCGGAGAUUUUGCGACAUUUUGACAUAACGCUUUCGGAACCCGCUAAGUCGUGGAAGACUAUCAACCAUUUCUUCGUGAAGCAGGAGGGGUUGAACGUGAUGCUGAAGGCGCGGACGUACAAAGCAUAA
This is a messenger RNA of Exophiala viscosa, 1594 nucleotides long. Its product is annotated as cytochrome P450. The transcript is spliced from 6 exons. The record is from RefSeq and is a predicted model, not a curated record. Gene Ontology annotation, molecular function: oxidoreductase activity, acting on paired donors, with incorporation or reduction of molecular oxygen; monooxygenase activity; iron ion binding. Lineage: Eukaryota; Fungi; Ascomycota; Eurotiomycetes; Chaetothyriales; Herpotrichiellaceae. The coding region runs from base 95 to 1594 and encodes 499 amino acids.